Astyanax mexicanus (Mexican tetra) is the source of this 1033-nucleotide messenger RNA. RefSeq names its product EMG1 N1-specific pseudouridine methyltransferase (gene emg1). The record is from RefSeq and is a predicted model, not a curated record. Bases 38 to 754 code for a protein of 238 amino acids. Gene Ontology annotation, cellular component: small-subunit processome; nucleolus. Gene Ontology annotation, molecular function: rRNA (pseudouridine) methyltransferase activity; rRNA binding. Gene Ontology annotation, biological process: rRNA base methylation. The transcript is spliced from 5 exons. Lineage: Eukaryota; Metazoa; Chordata; Actinopteri; Characiformes; Acestrorhamphidae.
AGAGCGACGAGUCUCGGAGUCUCAGUGUGGGAGCAAGAUGGCAGCGCAGGCAGGAGAGAAGCGUGGUCUGGAGCAUUUAGACCAAUAUGAACCGCGAGCAGCUAAACAGAAGCGCAGCAUCCACGAUAAGAUGGCAGAGAAGCGCCUGGUGGUGGUUUUAGAAGGAGCUUCUCUGGAAACUGUGAAGGUUGGUAAGACAUUUGAGCUGCUGAACUGUGACCAGCACAAGAAUAUGAUAAUAAAGAGUGGACGGGACCCUGGUCAUGUUCGCCCAGAUAUCACACAUCAGUGCCUACUGAUGUUGAUGGACAGUCCGUUAAACAGAGCAGGACUGCUGCAGGUGUACAUUCACACAGAGAAGAACGCUCUGAUUGAGAUCAAUCCUCAGACUAGAAUUCCUCGCACCUUCCCUCGUUUCUGUGGCCUUAUGGUUCAACUUCUUCAUAAGCUAAGUGUUAGAGCAGCUGAUGGUCCACAGCGCUUGCUGAGGUUGAUCAAAAACCCAGUUUCAGACCACCUGCCACCAGGGUGCCCACGGUUUGGCACUUCUUUCAAAGCUGGAGAAGCAGUCUGCCCCCGAUCCAUUGUUCCUAAGGAUGGUCCUGCUGCUGUUGUUAUAGGGGCAUUUGCACAUGGAGCAGUGAAUGUGGACUACACAGAGCAGAGCGUGUCCAUCAGUAACUACCCUCUGUCUGCUGCUCUCACAUGCGCCAAAAUGUGCUCUGCCUUUGAAGAGGUCUGGGGAGUGUUGUGACCAAAAGAGAACGGAAACAGGAAUUGGACUUUGGGAUAAAGUGCGUGUCCAAACACACAUGCAGUGUAAAGAGUUUUUCUUAUUAUUCUUGUGCUGGUGUUACAUUUGAGAACAGUACAUUUGUAACACUCCAACACGGAUGCAGACGUCGGCUUUCUGUGGCUGUCUCACAGAAUUUUUGUAUCUUUAUAAAUAAGUGUAAGAUUUUUGUCCAUGUUUAAAGAUGAAAUAUUUUCAUUGUACGAAUAAACCUUAAAUUGAAGGUUUUCAAUAUUCAAA